Molecule: messenger RNA, 1805 nt
Organism: Plectropomus leopardus (leopard coralgrouper)
Lineage: Eukaryota; Metazoa; Chordata; Actinopteri; Perciformes; Serranidae
Source: RefSeq, a predicted model, not a curated record
ACAUGCAUCCAACAUAUCAACACGGUGAGAACAUGCAUCCAAUGCAUCCAACACGGUGAGAACAUGCAUCCAACACAUCCAACACGGUGAGAACAUGCAUCCAACAUAUCCAACACGGUGAGAACAUGCAUCCAACAUAUCCAACACGGUGAGAACAUGUGUAAUUGUUGUCAUAUUUGUUUUCAUUUGUAAGAAUUUAAGUUGCAAUUAUCUCUUAUUUGAUGAAAUCGCUUAUGCUUUUAUUUUGAAGCCGCUUUUAUUUUGAAGAGGUUUUGGGCUGCUCAUGCUGCAGCAGACACUUUAGCGGAUGUCAACAAGCUAGCGGUGGGCAUGAACGUGUGGCCUGCUCCGCGAUGGACUUGGGGUUCAUUUAAAGAAGUUACUUGUUGCAAAGCCUGAAGAUCAACCUUCUCUGUAGCAUGCAGCCAACGAGUUUUCACGGUGAAUGAUGAACGACGGAUGCCAGUCAUUAAACCAGUUAAAGGAAACCACUUGUGUCUGAGUAUGCUUCAGGGGAGCUACAACAUGUAUCCAACACAUCCAACACGGUAAGAACAUGCAUCCAACGCAUCCAACACGGCGAGAACAUGCAUCCAACGCAUCCAACACGGCGAGAACAUGCAUCCAACGCAUCCAACACGGUCCCGACCGCCGUGAGGACGGCGCUCACAACCUGCAGAGUCAGAGGGGCAGGAAAUGAUUCAGCAGGAGGACACGACCCGCAGAAGAUCACAUCAGUCUAAAUCAGAGACUCGGACAUGUGGCAAGGUCGUCUCCCUCGACUCCUCAGUUAUUUGAGGACCUGAUUGAGGACCAUGGGCCUGCUGGACAUCCUGUCGUCCAUCAGAGACCGAGCCGACAAGUUUCUGACCGAGAAGAACGUGGUGACGGACUUUCUGGGGAAGUUGGAGGAGAAAACGGGGAUAAGGAAGAAGAUCAUUGCCGUGGGUGCCGUCUCCCUGACUGGACUCUACCUGGUGUACGGAUAUGGUGCCGCCCUCCUCUGCAACCUGAUCGGUUUUGUCUAUCCAGCAUAUUACUCAGUCAAAGCCAUCGAAAGUGCGAGCAAAGAGGACGACACGAAAUGGCUGACGUACUGGGUGGUGUACGGCGUCUUCAGCCUGGGCGAGUUCUUCUCCGACAUUUUCCUCUACUGGUUCCCGUUCUACUACGCUUUUAAGUGUCUCUUCCUGUUGUGGUGCAUGGCUCCGAUGUCGUGGAACGGCUCCCAGAUCAUCUACAACAAAGUAGUUCGGCCUGUAUUCCUCCGCCACGAGGCCACCGUGGACAACAUGGUGAGCGACCUCGGCGGGAGGGCGAUGAGUGCCGCCGAGAACCUCACCAGAGAAGUCCUGUCCACGCUGGUGAAGAAUAAAGCUCUGGUAAAUUCGGCACCGUCGGUCGCUCAGCCUGAAGCUAAAAGUUUACCGAGUUCAUCAGCAGCUAAAGUGGCUCCAUCGGAGCCAGCCGAAGAUCGACCAUCCUCCAGAUAGCAGCAGAGGAAGAGGAGGAGCCUCCGUGAGAAAGAGUAGCAGAGAGGUUUUACUCGUCAUCCUCACAGAUCCCAUCGAGAAGAGUCCUUCCUGUCCAAAGACACUGAUUUCCUUUUUAUACCAACGUCCAAAACUCAGACCGACUCUGCAGACAGACUGACUUUACAACACCAUUUCUUAUUGAUUUUAGUUUAUUUAUUUCUAUUUAUUGAUUAUUUGGGGGUCAGUGGGAUGUUUGUCCUUUUUUUGUUGAAGCGAAGCACCUGAAGCAGCUCAUCACUCAGGCUCAUGUUUAGCUGCAGAUUGGUAGCA